UCAGUAGAGUAUUCAGGGAGAGCAUCAGUAGAGUAUUCAGGGAGAGCAUCAGUAGAGUAUUUAGGGAGAGCAUCAGUAGAGUAUUCAGGGAGAGAAUCAGUAGAGUAUUUAGGGAGAGCAUCGGUAGAGUAUUUAGGGAGAGCAUCGGUAGAGUAUUUAGGGAGAGCAUCAGUAGAGUAUUCAGGGAGAGCAUCAGUAGAGUAUUUAGGGAGAGCAUCGGUAGACUAUUCAGGGAAAGCAUCGGUAGAGUAUUUAGGGAGAGCAUCGGUAGAGUAUUUAGGGAGAGAAUCAGUAGACUAUUCAGGGAGAGCAUCGGUAGAGUAUUUAGGGAGAGCAUCAGUAGACUAUUCAGGGAGAGCAUCAGUAGAGUAUUUAGGGAGAGCAUCAGUAGAGUAUUUAGGGAGAGGGCCAUUGGGUCAUACCCUCUCCCUUGGGUCUGUGAUAAUUUAG
Messenger RNA from Lottia gigantea (owl limpet), 450 nucleotides. RefSeq lists its product as hypothetical. NCBI's taxonomy places the organism in Eukaryota, Metazoa, Mollusca, Gastropoda, Lottiidae. The transcript has a single exon. The annotation marks the transcript as partial. The record is from RefSeq and is a predicted model, not a curated record.